UUGUUCCUUAAUAUUGUUUAUCUUUUUACAUUUAAAGGUAUAAUUUUCUAUCAUUUAUCGAUAAUCAUUGGUUCUUUAAAUGCUUUUUUUAAUAAAGCUACUCUGCAGCAAAUGGAAUUAAAUAAAAAGGAUUGCAAUAGCUUUGAUUAUUUGAAAGUUGAAAAACUUCCGAGAGAUGUGCUCAAAACGUUUUCAAACGAUUUGCCAAAGCACUGGAUGAAACUUGCUCGUUUUUUGAACAUAACUGAUGAAGAAAUAAAUCGAGUUUUAAAUGAAUAUGAUACAACUCGUGAAAAAAUUUAUGAAGUUUUUAGUAAUUGGUGUAGAAAUAAUCCACACAAAAAAUGGCUGGACAUAAAAUCUGGAUUGAUUUAUUGUGAACAAAACGAUGUUCUUUUUAAAUGCGAAAGAAUGCUAACAGUACGUUCAAUAUUUGGCAUCCAACCUUCUUCAGAAAACUUAUUUAUACGUGAACAGGAACUUUCUAAAAUUCAUCAAUGUUUUACCAAUUUAAAUGGUACAAAAAAAUCAACUUUAGUAUUGUAUGGAAUGUCUGGUGUCGGGAAAACACAAAUUGCCAGAAAGUACUGUGAAGUUUAUCAUGCCUUUUAUGAAAAUUUUGUUUGGAUAGAUGCAGCAUUUGGAAAACUACAGUCUUCAAUGAAUAACCUUUAUAAAUUAUUAGGAUUUUUUGCACAAGGUUCACAAGGCAAUUCUUUUGAUAUAAAAGUAAUAAUUGAAAAAGUUCAUAACUAUUAUAAAAAUGAAAAGACUUUGUAUAUUUUUGACAAUGUUGACGAUGAAAGUGUUCGAAAUUUAGAAAUGUACAUUUCAAAGAAACCGAAUUCAUUUACUUUAGUUACCUCUCAAUGGAGAACGUGGUCAAAUAACGUAAAUCAAAUGUUCAUUGAUGUUUUUUCUGCUGAAGAUGCUUUUGCUUAUGUUAAAAAUAAUAUAAAAGAAACCAACGAAAAUAUCAGAAACCUAAUUAAAGAGCUUAGUAAUCAUCCUUUCGCUAUUACUCAAGGAAUAAAAUAUAUAAAGAUACAUAAAAUUUCAAUAGAAAAAUAUAUAAACCAAUAUAGAUCGAGACCAAUAGAAAUACUAGACGAUCAUAACUUUCCGACUGAAGAAGAAUCAAAGUCUGCAAUAAAAGUAAUUAAUUUAGUGUUAUUAAAAUUAGAAAAAACUAAAAAUAUUCCAUUUAAAAUAUUAAACUGUUUAUCAUAUUGCGAUGGUCAAAACAUCAGUAAACAAUUUAUAAUCCAAAUCUCAAAACACAUGACAAUAAAUGAUGAAUACUUAGUAGAUGAAGCCAUUGGUUUACUAAUGAGUUAUUCCUUAUUAGAUCGUUUGGAUGAUGAAAAGUUUCUAAUGCACGAUCUGACACAGUUGUCGGUUAGAUGUUUUCAAAAUAAAAAUUCAAGUACAAAUGCGUACCUUGUUUUAAUGGAAGACUACUUCAAUUUUGAGUUGAACGAAUUGAAAGAUCACGUAGACUACAGAAAUAAUUUUGUUUUUCAUUUUCUUUCCUUGUUUCGUAUUAACCGAAAAAGUAUUUUAAAAACAUUCCAUCAUAAAACCACUCUAAUAAAAGAUUUAUUAGAAUGUAAAGGUUUAUUUCAAGAAGCCAUCGAAAUCUUAAAAGCCAUUCAAAGUUUUAAUGUAGAAACCUAUGGAGAAAAUAAUAAACUCACACUUGAAACAAAAUAUAAUAUUGCAUGUUGUUUGCUCGGAAUGGGAAAAAGCAGAGAAGCUUUAGAAACUUUCUACUCUAUUGAUGAAGUAGCAACUGAAGGUUUAGGUAUCAACCAUUCAUCGACAUUAAUAACAAAAAAUAAUAUUGCAGUCUGCUUGUGCGAAAUGGGGAAAUUUAACGAAGCUUUACAAAUUUAUUCUUACAUUGAUAAACUACAAACUGAAAUUUUUGGUAUCAACCAUUCAAUUACAAUUGAAACAAAACAUAGUAUUGCAAUCUGUUUGAUCAAAAUGGGAAAACUUAAUGAAGCUUUAGAAAUAUUUUAUUCUGUUGAUAAAAUAAAAACUGAAAUUUUUGGUACAGAGCAUCGAUCUACAAUAGCAACAAAAAAAGAUAUUGCAAGCUGUUUGGAUGAACUUGGAAAAUUUAACGAAGCUUUAGAAAUUUUUUAUUUUGUUGAUAAAAUACAAACUAAAACUUUAGGUUUUAAGCAUCCAUAUACAAUUGCAACAAAACAUAGUAUUGCACUCUGUUUGGAAGAAAUGGGAAAGUAUAAUGAAGCGCUAGAAAUUUAUUGUUCUGUUGACAAACUACAAACUGAAAUUUUAGGUAACAACCAUCCAUCUACAAUUGGAACAAAAAAUAAUAUCGCAAUCUGUUUAGACAAAAUGGGAAAAUAUAACGAAGCUUUAAAAAUUUUUUAUUCCGUUGAUAAACUACAAACGGAAACUUUAGGUAUCAAUCAUUCCUUGACUAUGGGAACAAAAAAUAAUAUUGCAAACUGUUUAAAUAAAAUGAGAAAAUACGACGAAGCUUUAGAAAUUUAUUGUUACGUUGAUAAAACACAUACUAAAAUUUUAGGUAUGAACCAUCCAUCUACAAUGGUAACAAAAACCAAUAUGGCAAACUGUUUGCAAAAGAUAAAAAAAUACAACGAAGCUUUAGAAAUUUAUUAUUCUGUUGAUAAAAUGCAAACUGAAAUUUUAGGUAUUAACCAUCCAUCUACAAUGGCAACAAGAAAUAAUAUCGCCAACUGUUUGUGCGAAAUGAAAAAAUAUAAGAAAGCUUUAGAAAUUUAUUGUUUCGUUGAUAAAAUACGAACUAAAAUUUUUGGUAUUAAACAUCCAUCUACAAUGGGAACAAAAACUGAGAUGGCUAACUGUUUAAAUAAAAUGGGAAAACAUAGCAAAGCUUUUAAAGUUUAUUGUUUUGUUAAUAAAAUAAAAACUGAAAUUUUAGGUACCAACCAUCCGUCAGCAGUUAUAACAAAAAUUAAUAUGGCAAACUGUUUGCGCGAAAUGCGAAAAUAUAACGAAGCAUUAGAAAUUUACUAUUUUGUUUAUAGAGUUCAAACUGAGAUUUUAGGUAUCAAGCAUCCAUUAAGCAUGGUAACAAAAAGUAAUAUCAAUUGUUGUUUAAGCUAUUUAGAAAAACGGCAAACAUGCAGUUUAGCAUUUUGGUUUUUGUUUUAAUAUGCAUUUUCAAGGUAUCUAGUCACCUUGAAACAUUCACCUUAAAAAUGUAAAAUCUUUAUUUAUUUAAUAUAGUUUGUAUUAUUA
Hydra vulgaris (swiftwater hydra) is the source of this 3258-nucleotide messenger RNA. RefSeq lists its product as uncharacterized. Gene Ontology annotation, biological process: signal transduction. Gene Ontology annotation, molecular function: protein binding; ADP binding. Lineage: Eukaryota; Metazoa; Cnidaria; Hydrozoa; Anthoathecata; Hydridae. The record is from RefSeq and is a predicted model, not a curated record.